AUGACAAGCCGGAAAACCCCCGGUCGUCGCCCGCGGGCCCCGUACUAUGCUUCGUACAAAAAACGCUCCUCACCCGAUGCAGGCAGUGCAGCCCCUGCGUCGGCUGCAGUCAACGCUUCGUCGGCCGAAGCUCAGCCCUGCCUCCUUCCCCCCGGCGUCUCUUGGGAGGAAGUGUUAGAAAAGGCUGCCGCAGAACAAGAGGCGAAGCUCUUCGAGUUAUUCGAGAGGGCCAAGUACGGUGGCAAAAGCGAGCCAUCCAGCGGCAAAGACGAGCCAUCCAGCAGCAAAAGCGAGCCAUCCAGCGGCAAAAGCGAGCCGUCCAGCAGCAAGAGUACGUAA
Molecule: messenger RNA, 339 nt
Organism: Schizophyllum commune H4-8
Lineage: Eukaryota; Fungi; Basidiomycota; Agaricomycetes; Agaricales; Schizophyllaceae
Exons: 4
Coding region: 1-339 (112 amino acids)
Source: RefSeq, a predicted model, not a curated record